Molecule: messenger RNA, 1507 nt
Organism: Carassius carassius (crucian carp)
Lineage: Eukaryota; Metazoa; Chordata; Actinopteri; Cypriniformes; Cyprinidae
Exons: 8
Coding region: 259-1470 (403 amino acids)
Source: RefSeq, a predicted model, not a curated record
UGCUUUUUCUUUACAGGUAUGAUUCAUCACCAGUAAAGACAUGGAUGAAACAUUGGAUUUUUGACGUUUCAUGCAACCCAAGCUCUUCAGAGCUUUGAGAUUACUUCUAAUUUCUAUGGACUACAAAGUCAUUUUUCCUAUUUAAAAAUGUGAGCUGGCAUUUCAACAUCCAAGUUCUUCCUGGCAUGGCUUAAAACCAUUGGUCUCACAAAUCUACUAGUAAUACAGAGGCCUCAAGGCCAGAGAACGGGAUCAGAUAUGACUGAUGAGCUGAAUGGGGCCUUGGCUGAACCGGAGACGACGAAACCGGAAGAGACUCCUCCGACUGAAGCAGAUGUUUUUACUGACAAUGUGGUCAAUGCAUUGGGGAACAAUGUUCCUGGAAAGGUGAUGUCUGAAUCGCCACCUGAUUGGUUGAAGCCAAUGGAAGAGGAUGAAGAUGAUGGUGGUGACGGUGUCAAGAGCAGUGAACGGAUCAUCAUGAAGACCAAUGAUGACGUUCCAAAAGUAAAACGACGCAGAGGUCGGCCCCGGAAAGGAUUGCAAGCAAAUCGCCCUAAAACUGAGCAGAUUAUUCCUCCUUUACUGGGAAGAACGCGUUCUAGUAAUGCAUCAGGAACUGCCAUUCCCAUCCCAGAUCCAGCCCACACACCUGAGGCUUUACCCAGAAAACCCCAUCUCAUCAAUCACAACUCGACAUCAACAUCUGAAAGACCCCGACUCAUCCCCAUCUCACCUGCAGGGGGCAGCAGCCUCUCCACAACCCCAAACACUGAAUUUCACAGCCCUCCGCGCCCCACGAGGGUCUCGCCGCUCAGUAUCGACACAUCGGUGACACGGAAUUUUGUUCACACUCCAGCUGUAAAAGUGGGUAAUGUUUCCAGACAGAGUAUUUCCUCUACUGAACCUGGGAAAGAUGGCACUGAACUUCCCCUUCAGCUCUGGCUUUGUCCUCCUCUGGAGCCCAUUAGCCCUACAAAAACUCAGGAUAUGUUCUCAGAUCAGAUUGUAAGUUCACCAAAUUUUCCGGAGACUACGCUUAAUGGAUCAGUGACCCUAAAGGAAAGUCUUCCUCUGCUCAGUGAAUGUGGAAGCUGUGGCGGCGCUUUUCCUGCUCAGAAGAGCGAAGACGUAAUGUGCUACGGAUGUAGGCCUAAAUCAGACAAGAAGCAGUCUCCUCCAAAUAUUGUGUUUAGGAAGGUGGGGCAGGAUCAGUGGGAGGUUGGGAAAAAAAAACAUCCAAGAAAACAAAUUCUGAAACAACAUCCUGAAUACAAGAAAACUGUCAAAAUGGAUUUUGUCCCUGAUGGUGGUGAUGAUGAUGAUGACGAUGAUGAUGAUGAUGACUGGGUGAGUGAAUUGGGAGCACAUGCAUCUUUUUUGGUGUUUUUAAUGAUUGUGGCAUGGGAUGUUUUUUUACCCUAUAAAGCCUUCUGCAUCAUAUUUGAGACCUCUAAAUUAUCACCAUGAUCAAAAAGUGCUGAAAAACCUGUAAAAACUGUCAAAA